AUGAAAAUUCUUAUAACUAUUGUGUUAGUGUUCACCCUAAUUAUAGUUUAUAUAGUAAUGAUGGGUAAUAAAAAAAACAUUAAAUUAGUAGUAGACUACACUAAAGAAUAUAGAAUGGUUUUUAUAGUAAAUAGUGACCUUAAAAUGGGGAAAGGGAAAGUUAUUAGUCAAUGUAUGCAUGGUUAUGAUGGUAUUUUAGAAUCCCUUAGUUUAUUUAGAGAAAAAGAUAACUUGCUUAGAUGUUGGAGAAACAGUGGUAGUGCAAAAAUUAUUCUUAAAGCCACAGAAGAAGAAAUGAAGUCUUUAAUUGUUAAUAACAACUAUAUUCAUCAUUAUUGUGUUUAUGAUGCGGGUAGAACACAAGUUCCAUCUCAUUCGUUUACUGUAUUAGUUUUUGGUCCUGAAAUAGAAGAUAAAUUAAUAGAAUUAACGAAGGGUUUAAAACUUUAUUAA
This is a messenger RNA of Hepatospora eriocheir, 453 nucleotides long. The record is from the annotation of a GenBank genome assembly. Lineage: Eukaryota; Fungi; Microsporidia; Hepatosporidae.